AUGGUGAGCAAGCACCUCAAACCCCUCUACCAGCUGGUCGUGAACAACUUCCUCAUCGUCGUCGUGGCACCAGUCACAGCCGUCGUCGUUCUCCGCAAAGCCGCGCAACUCGGCCCCGACGAGCUGCUCUCCCAGCUCCAUGGGCUGCGGCAGGUCCAUGUCUUCCUCGCCAUCUUCCUACCGUUCGCCAUAGCCACCCUCUACUUCAUGUGCCGCCCUCGUAGCGUGUACCUCGUGGACUACGCCUGCUGCCGGCCCAAAUCCAAUUGCCGCGUAUCCAUAGGCUCCUUCAUCGAGAGCGCCCGUCUGUCGCCGUACAUCGACGACGGCACCUUCCGUUUCAUGACGCGCAUGCUGCAGCGCUCGGGCCUGGGCGACCAGACCUACCUCCACCCUUCGCUGCACCACAUCCCGCCGCGCUGCUGCCUGAGCGAAAGCCGCGACGAGGCGGAGCAGAUCAUCUUCGCCACCGUCGACGACCUGCUCGCCAAGACGGGCAUAAGCCCCGAAGCGAUCGACAUACUCGUCACCAACUGCAGCGGCUUCACCCCGACGCCGAGCUUCACCGACAUCAUCGUGAACAAGUACAAGCUCCGAGGAGACAUCCGGAAUGUGAACAUGUCCGGGAUGGGGUGCAGCGCUGGGGUGAUCUCCCUCGAUGUGGCGAGGAGCCUCCUGCAGGCGGCGCCGCGGGGCGCGCACGCCCUCGUGGUGUCCAUGGAGAUCACCUCCUUCAUAUACUACACCGGACCGGACCGGACGAUGCUGCUGCCAGGUGCGCUCUUCCGGAUGGGCGCGGCGGCGGUGCUACUGUCCACGUCCAAGGCCAAGUCCCGGCUCCGGCUAAUGCACAUCGUGCGAACGCUCACCGCCGCCAAGGACAGAGCCUACCUGUGCGCGUCGCUCAAGGAGGACGAGCAUGGAGAGACGGGGAUAUACCUGUCCAAGGACCUCGUGCCCGUCGCCGGAGAAACGCUCAAGGCCAACAUCGCGGCGCUAGGGUCCGUCGUCCUCCCGCCGUCCGAGAAGCUGCUCUUUGCGCUCUCCUUCGUCGCCCGGAAGGCGCUGGGCAGGAGGAUCAAGCUGUACAUGCCUGAUUUCCGCACGGCCUUCGAGCACUUCUGCGUCCAUUCCGGCGGCCGGGCAGUGAUCGAUGCUGUGCAGACCAGCCUGUGCCUGUCGGAUGAGAACGUGGAGCCAUCGCGGAUGACGCUUCACCGGUUCGGGAACACGUCCAGCAGCUCGCUGUGGUACGAGCUGGCGUACAUCGAGGCCAAGGGACGGAUGCGGAAGGGUGACCGCGUGUGGAUGGUCGGCUUCGGCUCUGGCUUCAAGUGCAACAGCGCCGUGUGGGAGUGCAUGAGGUCGCCCAGCGACGACACCACUCUUGGCGCGCCCUGGGCUGAUUCCAUCCAUCAGUACCCUGUGAAGAUCUAG
This is a messenger RNA of Triticum turgidum subsp. durum (durum wheat), 1437 nucleotides long. NCBI's taxonomy places the organism in Eukaryota, Viridiplantae, Streptophyta, Magnoliopsida, Poales, Poaceae. The record is from the annotation of a GenBank genome assembly.